AUGCGAGGGGAAGCACUCGAAACUCAGGUGUUGCUUCCGCCAUUCGUCGAAAAAAGCUCUUUCGAUGAUCUAGCGGGCGUCCUCUCAUUUUACGAAGCUGAUCUCGAAUGCAGCACCUGCGUUGUGCAUGAGGAAUAUCGUCGGUGGAAUGCCAAAUGGACAGAGGUACCCGAAGCGGCAAGACCGGCUAUUGACACGCUGAACCAGAUUUGUCCGAUAAUUUUCCCCAAAAUGGCGACCCUCCUGCAGAUUUCCGCGGUUCUACCCGUAACGACAUCUUCCGUGGAACGAACUUUCAGUGUUCUGCGCUUGCUAAAAACGUAUCAGAGGUCGACGAUGAACGAAGAAAGAUUGAACGGGUUGACCUUGAUGCGUAUUCCUCCGCAAGUUUGUGUAAGUCCCGAUGAAAUACUCGACGCUCUCGCGUUGAAACCGAGGAGACUCGACUUGGUUCUUUGA
This is a messenger RNA of Galendromus occidentalis (western predatory mite), 459 nucleotides long. RefSeq lists its product as uncharacterized. Gene Ontology annotation, molecular function: protein dimerization activity. Lineage: Eukaryota; Metazoa; Arthropoda; Arachnida; Mesostigmata; Phytoseiidae. The record is from RefSeq and is a predicted model, not a curated record. The transcript has a single exon. The coding region runs from base 1 to 459 and encodes 152 amino acids.